Molecule: messenger RNA, 2178 nt
Organism: Stylonychia lemnae
Lineage: Eukaryota; Ciliophora; Spirotrichea; Sporadotrichida; Oxytrichidae
Source: the annotation of a GenBank genome assembly
AUGAAUGCUGUUAUCUUGAAAUAUUCCUGUUAUUUAGACAACACUAUUUGGAAUUCUUCUAUUAUCUCUCAAUCAAAAAAAUGUUUCGAUCUAAAAUAAUUACCAAUAGUAAUAGGAGAUUUUGAACUUGAUAAUGUCGAAAUACAGAGUAUAGACUUCUACUAAAGCGAGCUCUACAUGGCGUUUGGUGGAACCUACGACUCAAAGCCUUUAUUUGGACUAUAUAGUUUUGUUACAGGCUAUUAGAGGAUCCUAUGGCUAUAAGAUUAUAAGUUUGUUAAUCAAGGAAAUUUUGUUCAUUAAUAAGUUGAUCAAGUAAAACUAUCGAAUAAAAGGCUAGUUGCUUCUUUACAAUCCAAAGCAAUAAAUGAAUUGAAUCAAGGAUCGUACGAGUUAAUCUCACUAAAUAGGGCAGGGAACGUUCAAGGAGGAGCUAGAGUAGAGAGUUUGGUUAAUAAGCCAAUUCAAAAAUAAAACUUUGAAAUUUUGAAAGAUGGGAGAAUUAUUGUAAUCUAUCAAGGAUACUAAAGCGACAUAUUGACUGUGAUUUUUACUGCAGACUUUUUAGAUAUGUCAACAUAUGAUAAUAAAUUCUCUAGUUUAACUUGUCAAGGUAUAAAUCCAGGUGGUCCAAACCAAUUGCUAUUAUACUUCUUUGGUCAUGGAGUCGAUCACGUUUCAAAUACAUGGUUUUUUUUCUUACUUACUGAAAGUGAAAUCAUUGCAAAUACUUAGUUUUAAAUAUUUUAUGUAGCUAGUGUUUAUAACAUUAAAAAUGUAUACAGAAACCUUGGAUUAAGAUAAUAAAUCUAUUUUUCCCCAUUUGGAGAUCAGUUAACUUGUGGAUACUUUCUCAGUGAAAAUGGAAUUACGCGGUCAGGUAGCACAUACCUUUAUUAAGCUCAUGAUAAUAUAGCAUCAUCUGUAGUUACGUUUAGUGUUUCACAAACAAGCAUAACUAGUGUCUCUCAUUUGAUCAUAAUACCUGAUGUCGAUAGAAGAGAUAAAUAUUAGCCAUUUCCUAAUUCAACUUAAUCAAAAAUAAAAGAUAUAGCUUUUGGUGCUCUGGUUUUAGAAUUAUCAUAGAAAAACAAUUCAAUUUAUGUUUGUGAUAGUUCUAAAAGUAUUUGCAACAUAGAUAUAGGCACAAUAAACAAAGAUUAGUGUACGGACUGGCCAUAACCAUUUAGAAUAUUCAUUGACUAAUUAGAAAUAGGACCUAAACUAAAACAAAGUUAGUUUUCAUAUAUUAAAAAGGAUUUCGACUUAAAUUUGCUUAAUGAUCUCAGUAUAAGCAUAAAUGGAAUCGAUGACUUGUAAAUUGGAACUUAUAAUAUUACCUAUGAUAUUCACUAUGUUUAAUAAGAUACUUCAUGGAGUUUAAAGAAAGGAUACAUAUCUAUAGUUAUUGUAAAAGAUUCGGACUACAUUAGUUAAUAAUUCUUAAGUGUAAAUCAACAAGCAAAUUAAAUAAUUCUUGAUGGUUCAAAAGUAAAACAAAUCGGAGUAUAUAAAUUCAAAUUAGAUGCUAAGCUUUAAAAUGCUUAAAUUCAACUACCUGCUUAUCAUAUAUUCCAAGUAGAAAUAGUUAAUUUUAAUAAUCAGUAUGAAAUAUUAAACUUACCCCCAUUUUUUGAUAAAAAGAUUCCUGAUAUUUACUUAAAGUCAGGACAAGCAACAAAAUACCUACUUCCUAAAAUAAAAGAUAUUGAAAAUGAUAUUCCCAUUAUUACAAUCCUUAGAUUUGGAUUUUCUUACUAUUUUACUAGGAAAGUUACAAUCAAAUUUAACAAAGAAUUAUUUGUACCUAAAGCGUUUCUUUACAUACUCAGAGACUCCCUUAGAAUAGAUGCCACAAUAAAUAAUCAAAAAUUCUACUAAAUAGGCUAUGAAAUUCUCUAAAUGAGUGGAUCACUUUAUCAAUACACUUCAUCUAUCAUGAAUAUUUUAUCGAUAAGUAAAUUCGAUUAUAAUUACCAAGAAACUAUACAAUCACAAAGAAGACACCUUAUUUCUUAUCAAAGGUUCUUAGAGUUUAUAAAUGAUGUGGGGAUUAAUUAAAGGAUUUCAAUUUAUAUCUCACUUGCCAUUAAUGUCAAUAUAUACUCCAACAAACAUCCAGAUAUUCUUCAGUAUAAUCAUAGAGAUCUCUAGCUUUUAAUUUUUCUCAACAGAUGA